AUGAGCGCAACGGGUGCCUUUCUCUUGCAUCAGUUUCCCCAACUGUUGGUCUCAUCAUCCGCAGACUUGACGAUAGUGGUGGACAAUGCGCGAGGCCGGGGCUUUGAGGUUCAACUUAAGAAAGAAGGAGAGAUGAGUUUGUCGUCUUCGCACAGUUGUCGAUGGCAGCCGCAUACCAGUAGUAGAACUGCAACGGCCGCCGCCAGCGUUCCACCAAGUCCUCCCGCACGACGAAGUCAAAAGGCUAGCAAAGAAGAAACCACCAGGUGGAUCAGUAGUCCCGCAAUGUCGAGCAAACAGCAAGCUAAGCUACCCACUAGAUCUGUCCGUACAGGUACCGGUACCACUGCCGCUACCAAGAAGGUUGUCAGGCCACUUGCUACUACUGGUACAAAGCAGCAGCAUGCAGAAGCCGCUUGA
This is a messenger RNA of Seminavis robusta, 420 nucleotides long. NCBI's taxonomy places the organism in Eukaryota, Bacillariophyta, Bacillariophyceae, Naviculales, Naviculaceae. The record is from the annotation of a GenBank genome assembly.